AUGCCACAGGAGACUUUUGAUAUUGUGAUCGUCGGCGCUGGUCCGGUCGGUCUGCUCCUCUCCUUAUGUAUGUCCCGGUGGGGCUAUAAAGUGAAGCAUAUCGACAACCGCCCGGUACCAACCGCCACAGGCCGUGCAGAUGGCAUCCAGCCUCGGUCGACGGAGAUUCUGCGAAACCUGGGCUUGAAGCGCGCCAUCAUGGCCUACGAGCCUGCCAAGGUGUACGACGUGGCUUUCUGGGACCCCAAGAGCGAUGGAUCGGGCAUCGCUCGCACAGGCAGCUGGCCCAGCUGCCCUCGAUUCAUUGAUACCCGCUACCCAUUCACCACGCUGGUGCACCAAGGGAAGAUCGAGCGUGUUUUCUUGGACGAGAUGGAAAAAGCUGGAACCCGCGUGGACCGACCAUGGACUAUCGUCGGCUUCAAGAACGACGGUACGGGUGACCACCCCGUUGAGGUCAAGUUGAAGUGCCUCGAUACCAACGUCAUCGAGACAGUCCGGACGAAGUACCUGUUCAGUGGCGAAGGAGCCCGGAGCUCUGUGCGAGAGCAGCUGGGUAUCAAGAUCCGCCACAAGGAUCCCAUCGCCUACGUCUGGGGUGUGAUGGAUGGUGUCGUUCGCACCAACUUCCCUGAUAUCGAGACCAAGUGCACGAUUCACUCCGAUGCCGGCUCCAUUAUGGUCAUUCCGCGAGAGGACAACAUGGUGCGUCUCUAUGUGCAGAUCGCCUCGUCCACUGACCCCGAUUUCAACCCUCGCAAGACGGCUACAGCCGAGGAGGUGCAGCAGACCGCCAAGAACAUCUUAAAGCCGUACUGGGUCGAGUGGGAUCGUGUGGAGUGGUAUUCCGUCUACCCGAUCGGCCAGGGCAUUGCUGAAAAGUAUACCCUGGACGAACGUGUCUUCAUGGGAGGCGACGCCUGCCACACUCACAGCCCCAAGGCCGGCCAGGGAAUGAACACGGCUUUCCACGACGCUCUCAACAUGGCGUGGAAGAUUCACGCGGUUGAGAGUGGCUUAGCUGAUCGGUCCACCCUGAGUACCUACGAGAGCGAGCGCAAGGACAUUGCCGAGACUCUCCUGGACUUUGACGCCAAGUACGCCGCUUUGUUCUCUAAGCGCCGCCCCAACGCCGGCGAGAUUUCGGCCAGCAAGGCUGUUUCGACCGGGAACGAGGAGGAAGAGGAUGAGUUUGUCAAGACUUUCAAGUCGUCGUGCGAGUUCACCAGUGGAUACGGAGUGGCGUACAAGCCCAAUGUCUUCAAUUGGGAUGCAAGCCAUCCCGCCAAAUCCAGCUUGUUCGACAUCUCUGGAGUCCGUCUGACCCCUGGACGCGCCUUUACCCCCUCUAUGGUGACGCGCCUGGCGGAUGCCAACUUUGUUGAGCUGGAACAGGAGGUCCCCGUCAAUGGAUCGUUCCGCAUCUACGUCUUUGCUGGCAACCAGGCCAAGACCAGCAAGGCCAUUGCCGACUUCGCGGCCAACCUGGAAAAGGAGCGCUCCUUCCUUUCCGCCUAUCGCCGUCCCGACAUUGCUAGUGUCUCCUUCUUUGAGCGCCACAACCCUCACUCGAAACUCUUUACUAUCUCUGUCAUCUACGCCGCCAACAAGAACGAGGUGGACGUGGACUCCAUCCCGCAGAUCCUUCGCGACUACCAUCAUCAUCUGUACGCGGACGAUAUCCCGGACAUUCGAGUUCCGCAGGCCAAGUUUGCGGCUCACGAGAAGCUUGGCUUUGACGUUGAAAAGGGUGGUGUCGUGGUGACUCGUCCGGAUAGUCACGUUGCGUGCACCAUCCAGCUGGUCGAGGGCUCCGGCACGGUUGAUGCGCUCAACGAGUACUUCAACGCCUUCUCGACCAAGCCGCUUGGUCAAAGCUCGCAAGGAAGCCGGUUGUAA
Penicillium oxalicum is the source of this 1899-nucleotide messenger RNA. Its product is annotated as putative FAD monooxygenase. The record is from RefSeq and is a predicted model, not a curated record. The coding region runs from base 1 to 1899 and encodes 632 amino acids. NCBI's taxonomy places the organism in Eukaryota, Fungi, Ascomycota, Eurotiomycetes, Eurotiales, Aspergillaceae. The transcript has a single exon. Gene Ontology annotation, molecular function: FAD binding.